Messenger RNA from Lactuca saligna, 404 nucleotides. The record is from the annotation of a GenBank genome assembly. Lineage: Eukaryota; Viridiplantae; Streptophyta; Magnoliopsida; Asterales; Asteraceae.
AUGCAUGAAUACCGAAUGAAAGAUGAUGAUUUAGCCAAUCAAGGAGUUGCUCAGGAGGCGUACGUAAUCUGUAAAGUUUUCGAGAAAAGAGGGGUGGUUACUCUGUUGGCGAAUCCUAAUAAUAUCACAUCUUUGGAAAAUGAAAGACUUACAAAUGUUCCUGUUAAUGAUGAUGUCAUGCUUACCCAGAGUGACCUUGCUCCAAUGCUUUGUAAUAAUGACACUCAGGAGGUAGAAGAUGGAAGUAAAGGGAAGUUAGCAGACAUGAGCAACUUAGAUGAUUUGGGACAAAAUGCAAUUAACAUGUUUUUCAUUGAUGGAUUUGCUGAUGAUGAUGAUGAUAGACUGAAGUUGGAUGCAUUUCUGCAAGAUGAUUUCUUAGACUGACAUUGAUUGAACGUGGC